This is a messenger RNA of Schistocerca nitens (vagrant locust), 1102 nucleotides long. RefSeq names its product poly [ADP-ribose] polymerase tankyrase-1-like. The record is from RefSeq and is a predicted model, not a curated record. Gene Ontology annotation, molecular function: protein binding. The transcript has 3 exons. Lineage: Eukaryota; Metazoa; Arthropoda; Insecta; Orthoptera; Acrididae. Bases 71 to 1102 code for a protein of 343 amino acids.
GGUGGCGGGAGAGACGCGGCUGGCGGCGCACCGCGCGGUCCUGGCCGCCAGGAGCCCCGUGUUCCGAGCCAUGUUCCAGCACGACACGCUGGAGGCCAGCUGCGGCGAGGUCAGAAUGGCGGACGUGGGGGGCCCUGUCCUCAGGCAGCUGCUGUCUUACAUGUACACCCUGGAGGCACCCCAGCAGACCGACACGGCCCGGGAGCUGUUGACGGCAGCCGACAAAUACGGCCUGUCAGCCCUGAAGGCCGCCUGCGAACAGCAGGUGGCGGCGCAGCUGGAGGUGGAGACGGCGGCGGCUGCCGCUGUGCUGGCGGUGAGGCACUCGUGCCCCAGCCUAACUGCGGCCGCCGUCCACUUCAUAAGGGCCCACGAAUAUAAAGUAAUGGCGACGCAGGGCUGGGCAGAUGCUGUGCGUAGCUGCCCUGAGCAUCUGAUUGAAGUGAGUCGGCUGCUCGGUGAGCCACCAGCAGAACCCAGCGCGCCGGCCGCCCCCGCCGACCGGCCGCCCAGCGGCAGCAGCCGGACCACCGCCGCCGCCCCCGCCACCCCCGCCGCCCGCCGAUCUCCCCCGCCGCCCGACAGCGCCGCCGUCUCCCGCCUGCGGAGCCUCUCUCAACAGGAGAGAGGGAGGAGGCUGAUAGAGGCGGCCGAGCAGGGCGCGGUGGAGCAGCUGCGCGAGUUGCUGGCGGCGGGGGCGGACGUGGGGGCGAGGGAGGAGUGUGGGGGCGACUAUACCGCCCUGCACGUGGCAGCAGACGGGGGUCACGAGGCGGCGGCCAGCUGCCUCGUCGGCGCCGGCGCGGAGGUCGACGCCAGGGACGGCUCGGGGCAGAGGACGCCCCUGCACUGGGCUGCAGAGAACGGCCACGCUGGUGUGGUGCGGCUGCUGGUCGGCGCCUCUGCUGACCCCAACGCCAGGGAUCGGUGGGGGGAGACGCCGCUGCACUCGGCGGUAGCGGGGGGCAGCGCAGAGGCGGCGGCUGAGCUCCUCCUGGCGGGGGCGGACAGGGGGGCCCGGGAUGUGUAUGGCAGGACCCCCCUGGACCUCGACAGGGAGAAUGACGACCAGGAGCUGGUGGAUAUGCUGACACAACGCUGA